AUGUCUAUUUACGAGGAUAUCCUUAGAGCUCAGGUUAAGCAAGGUAACUUUGGUGGCAAGCACGGUCCAUUCGCCUACUUGGCCGAGAAGAAGAAGAGAAAGCCAACCAAGGAGAUCAUCUAUGACAACUGGUUGGGUUAUGAGGUUACCGUUGAGCGUGCCGAGCUCUACAUUGCCACUGACUCCAAUGGUUUCAGUGACCCAUACGUCCGCAUUGGAAAGAAGGUCAAGGAUGGUCUUUUCUCCAAGAAGUGGGUUCUCCAGACUCCAGCCGUCUCCAAGACACUGAAUCCAGUGUGGAACUACACCAACUCGUUCACCGUGAACAUUGGAAAGAGCUCUGAUCUCCAACUCCAACUCUGGGACAAGGAUGCCCUGAAGGAUGAUUUCAUUGGAAGUGCCACUUUCUCUGUCCCAACUGGACUGUAUUCAUCUCAAACCAAGACUGUUGAUAUCUACGAUCCAAAGAACAGCAAGAUCAUCAACGCCAAGGUCACCUUCACCAUCAAGUGUGUUGAGAAGGCUUCAAAGGAGGCUCUCUCUCUCUCUUCAGUCUAA
Molecule: messenger RNA, 558 nt
Organism: Acytostelium subglobosum LB1
Lineage: Eukaryota; Evosea; Eumycetozoa; Acytosteliales; Acytosteliaceae
Exons: 3
Coding region: 1-558 (185 amino acids)
Source: RefSeq, a predicted model, not a curated record